This is a messenger RNA of Triticum urartu, 1897 nucleotides long. RefSeq names its product hexokinase-8. Lineage: Eukaryota; Viridiplantae; Streptophyta; Magnoliopsida; Poales; Poaceae. Gene Ontology annotation, molecular function: fructokinase activity; D-glucose binding; ATP binding. The record is from RefSeq and is a predicted model, not a curated record. Gene Ontology annotation, cellular component: cytosol; mitochondrion. Gene Ontology annotation, biological process: glucose metabolic process; glucose 6-phosphate metabolic process; intracellular glucose homeostasis.
AGCCAACCUUUCCCCGCCGCUCCACCGAGCGGAUCGAAAAGAUGAGCGCUCCCAGCCAAAUCUCACGUGUCGCGCCACCAUCCCUGCUCGUCUCGCCGAAUUUCACGUGCCGCCACCCCAUUCCUGCCCCCCGCCUUUCCCCUGAGCUCUCAAAUCUUCUUCCUUGGGCGGUCGAAUAUUUUGUCCCCUCAGCUGUCGUCGACUCCAAACUCCCCGCUAACUGUUUCAGUCCAGUCGUUUCCCCUUGACCUGCCUUUGGGGGAUUGGGAGCGCCGUCGGCAAUGGCGGAGCAGCAGGUGGUGGCGGACCUCCGAGAGAAGUCUGCCACGCCGCCGUCGCUGCUGCGCGACGUGGCGGCGGCGAUGGCCGACGAGAUGUGCGCCGGGCUGGAGAUGGAGGGUGGGAGCAGGGUCAAGAUGCUGCUCUCCUACGUUGACAAGCUCCCCACCGGGAGAGAGGAAGGUUUGUUCUAUGGACUGGACCUAGGAGGGACAAACUUCCGUGUCUUGAAGGUACAGCUAGGUGGCAAUGAUAAGCAUGCCAUUAGCUGCGAGUCCAGAGAAGUCGCCAUCCCACCACAUUUGAUGUCAGGGAGCUCCUCUGAAUUGUUUGGUUUCAUUGCUUCUGAAUUAGCCAAGUUUGUGGCUGAUGAAGAGAAGGGUACUAGCUUGUCAAAUGGGAAGACACGGGAACUAGGAUUCACAUUUUCUUUCCCAGUGAGGCAACGGUCUGUUGCAUCGGGUACCCUUGUCAAGUGGACAAAGGCAUUUUCUAUAGAAGAUGCUGUAGGUAAAGAUGUAGUUGCUGAACUGCAAACAGCUAUGCAGAAGCAAGGUCUAGACAUGCAUGUGGCCGCACUAAUUAAUGACGCUGUUGGGACAUUGGCUGGAGCCAGAUACUAUGAUGAAGAUGUCGUCGCAGGUGUGAUAUUUGGCACUGGCACAAAUGCUGCUUAUGUUGAGAAGGCAAAUGCUAUACCAAAAUGGGAAGGAGAGCUGCCUAGUUCAGGACAAAUGGUCAUUAAUAUGGAAUGGGGUAAUUUCUAUUCGUGUCAUCUUCCAGUAACUGAAUAUGAUCAAGCAUUAGAUAAUGAAAGCUUAAAUCCAGGAGAGCAGAUCUACGAGAAGUUAACCUCAGGAAUGUAUUUAGGUGAAAUUGUAAGGAGGGUCUUGCUUAAACUGUCCUUGCAAUCUGCCAUUUUCGGUGAAAUUGACCACACUAAGCUCAAAACUCAUUUCCAUCUCCGGACUCCGCAUAUUUCUGCAAUGCACCAUGACGACACGCCCGAUCUGAAGACAGUGGAAGAAAAACUGAAGGAAAUCCUAGAGAUUGCAGGCACGUCCUUAGAGACGCGGAAAAUGGUUGUUGAAAUCUGCGACAUUGUAGCAAGAAGGGCGGCCCGGCUGGCUGCUGCGGGCCUUGCAGGGAUCCUCAAGAAGCUUGGGAGGGAUGGCUCCGUCGACAAGCGCCGGUCGGUCAUCGCCAUCGACGGAGGACUGUUCGAACACUACUCCAAGUUCAGCAAAUGCUUGGAAACUACUCUAAAUGAACUGCUUGGGGAGUCAUCGAAGUUCAUAGUCGUCAAGCAUGCGGAUGAUGGCUCGGGGAUAGGGGCUGCCCUGAUUGCUGCUUCCCAAUCUCAAUACAGAAAUGUUGAAUAACAGUAGGCAAGCUAGGUUGCCACACAUUUUAUGUCCCCAUUUCAGGGGUGAAGGAUAAACGGCGCCUAAUUCUCCAGCAUGUACACUUAAGAGUUUACCCAUGUUGGAACUGUAAGGGGUCCAUGACCGAAAUGAGGCUUAGAUGAGGUCACCUUGUACAGUUAAAAUAAAAGGGAACCUGAGGACUCAUGAAUCUGCAACUAUCUUUUUAAAUCACAAGUUUUUUUUAAUUAAAA